AUGAACCAGCUGUUCAGCAGCUGCAAUUCGAGGCGGCAGCACAGCAACAGUAUUUCUUGGUCGAGAACCACCAGCCUUUUCUCUCCUAGCAACUUCAUCAACAUCCAGCUCAGCAACAACAACACCAAGAGCAACAAUCAGCCCCUUUGGCCGACGACGCUCCUGACUGGUGUCGACGACUUUCUCACAGAGGCAGGAUGGAUUGUGUGGGCACAACGACUUGAGGAAACCAAAAUACUGAAUCUGGAACUGACAGCCGUGAAAGGUGUUACUGGUGCUGUCCUUGAGCAUUUUGAACAAGUCGAAAGCUCGGUGCUAUUGCGUGUUUCACGGAUCUAUAGUCUCACCAAUGCAGGCAUCAAUGCUUUUCGUAUCAUUGAAGGAUCUAGUAAAAAGAUUGAAGUCGUGGGGUGUUCAGGAUUAUCUCGGACAGAUGAUCUUCAUCCAGGAUUGAUGGAAAGGCAGCACGAUGUGGAUCUGGUCGGCAGCGAGUCUGGUGCCCUUUCAAACCUGAGCGAAAGCACAGACUAAUUUUUUUUGGUUACCCUAUGCUUUCCUUAUAUAUCAGAAAUGCUUGUGUACCUCUUUUCGUCACAAAAGGGAUCACCUCGCACUCUAUAUGAUAUAGUCUCUGUGACAGAAGAGAGAAAAAAAAAUGAAGUGAGAAUAUUCUUUCUUCCGUUGUUGAAUAGAAAGACCAUCGUCGCCUCCUCCCCUCUCCCUUUAUGACC
This is a messenger RNA of Zychaea mexicana, 731 nucleotides long. RefSeq lists its product as uncharacterized. Lineage: Eukaryota; Fungi; Mucoromycota; Mucoromycetes; Mucorales; Lichtheimiaceae. Bases 1 to 531 code for a protein of 176 amino acids. The record is from RefSeq and is a predicted model, not a curated record. The transcript has 3 exons.